AUGAAUUUGUAUAAAAGAAGUUAUAGUCAGUUUCAACAAUAUUCAGUAGCAUCAACAACAACAACAACAACGAUGACAGAGAAUAACCAUGUUAUUUCAAGAGUUUUCUCAAACAAAGUGAUAUUGAACCACAUCUUUUUGAUGAUGGGUGGUGGAAAUCUAAAGCCAAUACCUCAUGCCCCUAUUUUCUAUAGUAUCAACAAUGUCAAUGGUGAGGAUCAGUAUUCGUUGGUCGACGUUUUGGACAUCGAGAUAAAUCCUAUUCCCAAUGCAAUGAAACAGAUGGGUAAGCCCAAACGAUUUCCAAUGAAUAGCUAUCCGUCCUACAAGUACAAAGAGAUCGCUCACCUCAACUGGAUUCUCGAUAACAAAUAUUUUUCACUGCUGAGAGAGAAGCUCAAGAAUAACGAGUACCUAAUAGUGAAUCCCAGUUCUCCAUUCAAGUUAUUCACAAAAUUCAACAUCGACGACGACCAACUUUUCAUUGAUACCCUCAGUUAUAUCAAUUCAGUAGAGUUCCCACUGGACCAAGACACAUCAACAGCGAUCACCAUCAGAGAGCCAAUCGUUGAGAAUACUCGUAGUUACCUGAAAAUGACCCCAAGGAUUUUAGAGUUUCUUCUCAGUGACGGUGGAUACUCUAUUCAUCACAGAGAUUUCAUGUAUGCAAUUUGCGAUAAGCGAGAGGAUUUGAUGGAGGUGUUAAUUAGGUUGGCACAUAGUUUGACACCCAGUGAAGAAGGUCUGCUUCUCAACUAUCUGCAAAGCGAGAAACACUUUGAUGUUUUGGAGCGAUUAUCGUCCCACUUGAAAGGAUUGUCCAGACCACCACCCAAAGCCAACAACAAUGACCUCGUUGUUCAUUGCCAAAGACUGAGUGCACUGUUUAACUUGAACAAUAUCCAGUUGCUUCAAAAGCUUCAUAAAGAUCAUGGUCUAUUUAUGAUGCUCGAACCAAUUCAAUAUUUAAUCGCGAACAAGUACCAAGAAUCCAAAGAAAUCAUAGCAUUCGCUUUGAAUAUCUAUCGUCAACAGAUUGUCGAUGCCAAGAUAGGAUCAACUGACGAUGGACUUUUGGAAUCAGUCAUACAGUUUGGAUUUAGACUAAAGCCAGGUCAAACACCAUCAUCAGCAUCAACAACUGCAACUUUUUCUUCUUCAUCUUCAUCAAACUAUUCCCAUGUUCAACCAUUAUCAACAACAUCAACAAUCUCUCACCCCCCAACUACUACACCACACUAUUCAACGGGAAUGACAUUAGGUUCAACUGCACCAUAUGCAAGUGGACUUUACCAACAACCAACUUUACCAACACAAUUAACUACAGCAACAACAACAGCAACUAACACUAACUCAUCAACUACUACACCACAUCUAUCAACAGGAAUGUCAUUAGGAUCGCCACUUCUCUCUAGCUCAGUAUCUGCACCAAUCAAUAGAAGAGGACUUUACCAACAGCCACCAUUACCAACACCAUUAACAACAACAUCAUCAUCUGUCUCUAACACAUCAAAUGUACACUAUCAACCAUUAUCAACAACAUCAACAAUCUCUCACCUCUCAACUACUACACCACACUAUUCAACGGGAAUGACAUUAGGAUCAACUGCACCAUAUGAAACCAGUGGACUUUACCAACUACCAUCUUUACCAACACCAUUAACAACUACAUUUGCUACACAACACAAUCCAGCAGGAAUGAUGUUAUCAUCUGCACCAUACGAAACACCUAUGUCAUACCAUCUACCACCAUUUACAACACCAUCUGUCCCUAAUGAAUCAGCUGCACAAUACCAAUCUACAAAUAUUUUAAGUUAUGCACCAUCAACAACAUCUACCGUUUAUAAUUCAAAUACUCCACAAUAUAUCGAAAGAUACAAUCAGCGAGACCAUAGUUUGGCUAGGCCAUUAGGAACAACUAUGACGACGGGUGGCUAUCAAUUAUCCUCGGCUAUAAUAGGUUUGACCAACCAAGUGUCAUACAACUCCAGACUGAAGACAGAUAGUGCUACAGAGGAUAAAUUCUAUGGUCCAGCCAAUUUGCAAUUGAAAUCGGAUUUGAACGGGAGCGAGGUUGCUAAUUUGCUUUCGGUUCACUUUCCUCUGGUUGCUUCAGCAAUGAUUCCCUUCUUGCCAAGAACCGAUAAUCAUUUGUGUUUUGUCAAAUACCUUUUGGAUAAUACACCAUGCGAGUCGAUCUAUGUCACACAGUUGGUUGCUGCUGCCAAUGGAUGUUUCGAUAUCUUCAAGCUGAUCGAUCAACACCCGAGAUAUCUUCAAUCCUUAGAAGCAUCGAAAGUAGAGUUUGCCAAAAACAAUCGUGGCAAUGGAAUUGAAUCAUUCACCAAUGAGUUGUUACUAAGGAUUUCACUUCUCUACUAUCGUUACGAUAUUGCCGAGUACCUAGUCUCGCGUUAUCCAAAGCUCUCGCUUGGCAUUAGCAAUUUCGAAUUGUUCCGGUCGAUAGGUUUCACCGGUGACAUUCGGGCAUUCUCAAUCAUCAUGAACAACGUCAACCAAGAGCUAGAGUUGAUGAAAACAAUGUUUAGAUUCGCUUGCGAGGCGAAUCAAAUUGGUUUCAUCGAAUUUUUCAUGGCGCGUCAGAGUGUUAGAUGGAUAUUCCCCAUGACUCCAGAUUGGCCGGUCAUCAAGACCAUCUUAGAUUACAGAGAGACUCAGAAGUCCUAUGAUUUCAAAUACACUACCGACAGUAUUUUCUCACAGAUCAUCAAAUAUGGUAACACUCACAUAAUCUCGAAACUCAUGGAGAACCAAAAGCACAUGGAGAUUUUCAAACAAUACCAAUUAUUGCCAUCCGAUAUUAAAGCAAUGGAAAAAAGUCAAUUGUUUGAUUUCAUGAUUGAUCUCAUUCAGAUCUAUCCAAAUGAUAAAAUUAAUCUUGAGAAUGCAGUCAAAAGAUCAAAAAAAUAUUUUACAAACACUAGCAGCAGUAAUAAUGAUAUUUUACCAACUAAAAAGCCAAGCAAGGCUUCAAAAAGAAAAAUUAGAUUUUCAAGAUCUAUUGAUGAUUAA
This is a messenger RNA of Heterostelium album PN500, 3033 nucleotides long. RefSeq lists its product as uncharacterized. Bases 1 to 3033 code for a protein of 1010 amino acids. The record is from RefSeq and is a predicted model, not a curated record. NCBI's taxonomy places the organism in Eukaryota, Evosea, Eumycetozoa, Acytosteliales, Acytosteliaceae. The transcript has a single exon.